CGGGUGGGCGCUGCCGGGCCGGGCCGCGCGCCCUGAGGUGAGGGGCGUGUGGGGGCCCCUCAGCGGGAGCCCUUCGGCUCCUUUUGCCCAUCUUCCUUUGAGGGGGCCUCGGCCACAGUCGGUCCUGAGGAGAAGGUGGCUUUUCCCGCGGUCCUUCACGUUCGUGUAGUUCUUCACAGCGUUUAAGUUGGGUUUCAGCGCUCUGUGGGCCGGCCGCUGAAGGCAAGACUGAGCUACUUUAGUUCCAGAAGGCAGAAUCUGAUCUGGAUUAUAUUCAACACAGACUGGAGUUUGAAAUAAUGAAAAGCCUUCCUGAUAAUCCAGCAGCAGAGGAAAAUCCAGUUGCUCUCUUGGAAGAACUCUCAGUGGUGAAAUCUCGUUAUAAAAUGUUAUGUAUGCAGCUGGAAAAAGUUUCCAUAGAGCAGAGAGAAUCCAUGAAGGGCAUCCGUGCUGCUCUAGAGAACACAAUGAAGAUGGUUCAGGCAUUACAGCAACAUGCUGAUCUUGAGCGCUUCCCUCUGUCAGAAGAAGAACAGGCUGCAGCACAGCAGUUAACCUGCCAAACUGUUAAAGAAAUGGAAUCGCUAGUGGAAGAGCCGUUUUGUUCAGGAUCUACAGUCCCUGGCUCAACUGAAGAAUUGCAAUUCAAACCGUUGACAGAGGAAAUACUUACGACUGUACCAAGGAGUAUCAGAAGUACUGUUAAACUAGCAGACUUGAACAAUUUGUACAGGGAGUUAUUUAACCACUUCAUUUUAAAUAAGAACAGAGCAGCGUUGAGUAUUUCGCAGAUGAACAAGAUGAAUAUGAAAGCCACUGACUCAAGAAUACAAAUCUUGAAAGAACUUGCUAUUGUGGAACUUGACAAACAAGGAAAAGUUAAAUUAGUUGUGUAAAUGUAAGCUCAGUCCAUUCUCAUUUGACACGUGAGCAUCUUGGUCGCAGCUCCUGGAUUGCUAACAAGCAAGUAUUUCCCUGGUGUCUGGGAGCUGGAAAGCUGUUAAUGUUUCUGUAUACAAUUCGAUUGAUAAUACUUAAAAUUGGAGAGUUAAAAAUCAUUGAGGCUGGUAUUUUAUCUUAGAUAUUUAUCGGACUAUAGUCGGUGUGUUUUUAAAGACUAUUGUUAGCCAUGUGACACUUCCAUAUUCUUGCUUACAUUCCUGAGGGGGUUUUUAAGACAAAUAACCCAAACCACUUAAUUGUACUUACAUUCCUGAAUAAAUGAUGACAGCUAAGG
This is a messenger RNA of Chroicocephalus ridibundus (black-headed gull), 1237 nucleotides long. RefSeq names its product spindle and kinetochore associated complex subunit 2 (gene SKA2). The coding region runs from base 300 to 896 and encodes 198 amino acids. Gene Ontology annotation, biological process: cell division; chromosome segregation; mitotic cell cycle. The record is from RefSeq and is a predicted model, not a curated record. Gene Ontology annotation, molecular function: microtubule binding. The transcript is spliced from 7 exons. Gene Ontology annotation, cellular component: spindle microtubule; outer kinetochore. NCBI's taxonomy places the organism in Eukaryota, Metazoa, Chordata, Aves, Charadriiformes, Laridae.